UUAAGAUUCACUAUCUAUUAAGAAUUGCGAUUGUCAACUAGUUUUCAUUGACAGGUUAUGUAUUUUUAUAUUAUCUAUGUCUCUUAAAAUUUUUUCAACUUUCAUUUUUUUGUUGUCUCAGUACGUAACUUUGUAACUUUCUCUUUUAAGUAGAGAAUUUGUGUUUCCAGUUAAUUCUCUCUUCUAUAUAAAUCUCAAUCACACAUUUUUUACUUUAUUAAUCUCCACGUCGGUCAAAUUUGAUAAAGUUUUAAGCGACAGAGGCAGUAUUUAUUCUAUGUGAGAAGAAUUAACAAAAUCCAUGGCAUGAACCAGAUACUCCACUAUGGAGGAUGGGACCGCCGGAGAAACCAGUUCUAUGCAAUGCAUGUGGAUCGAGAUGGAGGUUAAAGGGAAACCUCAAUGGUUAUGUUCCUAAACAUGCAAUGAGAGAUACUCCAAGUGAUCAUCACACACUAUCUUUUGAGAUGAAGUAUCAACAGAGGAUAAUCAACUCUCAGCAAAAAGUGAAACCAGAAGGAAGUGAUAUGUCAUCCACUUCUCCUAAGGAGGAUCAAUCUGGCACUUCAAGCUCUGAAUCUUCAAUACCAUCCCCGGAAAAAUGCAUACAAGGAGCACAAGUUAUUGUAAUGGGAGAAGCAAAUCAAAGUAAAUCAACUUGGAAUGCUAACAAUGUCACUAGAAAGAAAAGGUCAACUCUUGAGGAACAAAGUUAUUCAUCCAUUGAUACUUUCUAUUUGCAACUUCAGCACAUUCAAAAUGAUAUUGUUGAUGAAAAUAACAUAUCUUAUCAAGAAGGGGAAGACACUCUGAUCUAUCAAAAGUGGCAAUGUAUUCCUGACAAUGAGAUUGGUUUCGGAGCUACUACCCUUAGUCCUCUUAAAUAGGCCACCAAAAGACAUAUAUUAUGCACCAAUUACAAAAUAUCACCGGCAUAUAAUUAAACACUCUUUGAGACACUAAAUGUGC
Messenger RNA from Cuscuta europaea, 969 nucleotides. Lineage: Eukaryota; Viridiplantae; Streptophyta; Magnoliopsida; Solanales; Convolvulaceae. The record is from the annotation of a GenBank genome assembly.